Hibiscus syriacus is the source of this 1158-nucleotide messenger RNA. RefSeq names its product clavaminate synthase-like protein At3g21360. Gene Ontology annotation, molecular function: oxidoreductase activity. Bases 64 to 1059 code for a protein of 331 amino acids. NCBI's taxonomy places the organism in Eukaryota, Viridiplantae, Streptophyta, Magnoliopsida, Malvales, Malvaceae. The record is from RefSeq and is a predicted model, not a curated record. The transcript is spliced from 3 exons.
CGAUAUUAUCCGGAAAAAAAGAAAGAAAGAGAAAACAAAACAACACUCUCAAGCUUUUCAGCCAUGGCAGUCCAAGCUACUGACUACUUCAUCGAAACUCAACUCCUCAAUCACCAAAAACACUACGUUUCCUUCAAUUUUCCGUCGAUUCUAUCUCCCAACCCUAAACCAAGCCCAUCUAGUUCUCUCUCCGAUUUCACCUAUCAAAUCACAUCUCAAAAGCCUUUUCUCGACUCAUUGUUGCUCAAAUCUGGAGCUGUGCUCUUCAGGGGAUUCCCCGUGAAAACGGCGAAAGAUUUCAACGACGUCGUCGAGGCUUUUGGCUUCGAGGAGAUGCCGUACGUUGGCGGCGCUGCUCCUCGGACUAACGUCGUCGGCCGUGUUUUUACAGCGAAUGAAUCGCCGCCUGAUCAAAAGAUCCCUUUUCAUCAUGAGAUGGCUCAGGUGCCUGAAUUUCCAUCGAAGUUGUUCUUCUUUUGUGAAGUAGAGCCAGGAACUGGAGGAGAAACACCCAUAGUUCUAAGCCACAUUGUGUACGAGAAAAUGAAGGAGAAAUACCCAGAAUUCGUGGCUCGACUGGAGGAGCACGGAUUGAUAUACACGAGGGUGUUAGGGGAGGACGACGAUCCUUCAUCUCCCAUUGGUCGUGGCUGGAAAUCAACAUUCUUGACAUCCGACAAGGCUGUAGCUGAGGAAAGGGCUGCAAAGCUAGGGAUGAAGCUGGAAUGGAUGGGAGACGGUGUGAAAACAAUAAUGGGGCCAAUUCCAGCCAUUAAAUAUGACAGAUCAAGGCAACGCAAAAUCUGGUUCAACAGCAUGGUGGCCGCGUACACCGGGUGGGAAGACGCGAGGAACGACCCAGUGAAAGCGGUCACUUUUGGUGACGGCCAACCGUUACCGGCCGACAUCAUCUAUGACUGCCUCAAAAUCCUUGAAGAUGAAUGUGUUGCUAUCCCUUGGAAGAAAGGAGAUGUUUUGUUGAUCGAUAAUUGGGCCGUUCUUCAUUCUCGACGUCCGUUCUACCCACCUCGACGUGUGCUGGCUUCACUCUGCAAGUAGGACUGCACAAGUUUAUUACAUAAUCACUUGUUUUAUUUCGUAUGGUAUAUGUUAUCAAUACGGUCUAUAAUAAUUACGAUGAUUAUCAAUAAUGGAAAA